GAAGGUCACGCUGCUGCGCAGUGGGGACAGUGCAGAGUCCGGGAUCCCACCGGUGCACUGGGGCUCAGCGGCACUCCGAAGCGACCAGCCAUCAUGUUUUGGGGUCUCCUUUCCCUCCUCCUCUUCUCCGUGGCCAGCGGGACGCCCAUCGGGGACCAGGAUGAGGAUAUCCAAGUGCAGGAGAAUUUUGAGGCUGAGCGGAUGUAUGGGAAGUGGUACGACAUCGCCAUCGGCACGACCUGCAAGUGGAUGAAGAACUACAAGGAGAAGUUCAGCAUGGGCACACUGGUGCUGGGCCCCGGCCCCAGCGCCGACCAGAUCAGCACUGCCAGCACCAGGCUGCGGCAAGGCGACUGCACGCGCACCUCGGGAGAGUACCAGAAAACCAGCACCCCCGGCAAAUACACCUACUACAACCCCAAAUGGGAUGUGUCUAUCCAGUCCUAUGUGCUCCGCACCAACUACGAAGAAUACGCUGUCAUUCUGAUGAAGAAGAAAAGUAGUUUUGGCCCAAGCACCACCCUGAAGCUGUACGGAAGGAGCCCAGAGCUGCGGGAGGACCUCAUCGAGGCUUUUCAGCAGUUGGCUCUGGAGAUGGGCAUCCCUGCAGACUCCAUCUUUAUCCUGACCAACAGAGGUGAAUGCAUCCCCCAGGUGACUGCAACUGCCUCCCAGAGGGCGCGGAGAGCGGUCCUGCCCCCCGAGGAGGGCUCGGCCGUGGGACCCCUGCCCCCUUACGUCGGCAAUAAGGAAGACUCGUGCCGGCUGAGCCGGGACCCCGGGCCCUGCAGCGGGAUGCUCUCCCGCUUCUUCUACAACUCCUCCUCCAUGGCCUGCGAAACCGAGUGCCUGCAGGCGUGCCGGACGGAGGGUGAGCGGGGCCACCGGGAGGCAUCCCGGCGGACGUUCAGCUACGGAGGCUGCAAGGGCAACGGGAACCAGUUCUACUCGGAGAAGGAGUGCAAGGAGUACUGCGGGGCUCCUCCGCUGGCAGAGGAUGAGGAGUUUCUGCAUCUGUCAAACUGA
Molecule: messenger RNA, 1026 nt
Organism: Tauraco erythrolophus (red-crested turaco)
Lineage: Eukaryota; Metazoa; Chordata; Aves; Musophagiformes; Musophagidae
Source: RefSeq, a predicted model, not a curated record